GAUGCAUAUCCAAAUCCGCCAAAGACUAAUUUAAGCAGCUGUCGGAACUCAGAAGGCAACUCGCCAGGCAAAAUGGCAAUGGUUGUGCAGUUACUGAGGAGCGGAGCGCUAAACAAAUGUAAUAUAGUACCUACGUAUCAGGUUGUUAGAAAAUAUUGGAACAAGGACUGGAAGCCUGGGCCGUACCCUCAGACACAAAAGGAGCGUGAAGAGGCGGCCAAGAAGUACGGGCUGAGGCCGGACCAGUACGAGCCCUACCCGGAUGACGGCAUGGGCUACGGGGACUACCCUAAGCUGCCAGAGGUCUCGGGCGAGAGCCGCGACCCUUACUACCCCUGGGAUUUCCCGGAGCACAAGAGGAACUACAAUGAGCCUCUGCACGUAGAGUUUGACAUGUUCGGGGAGGACCGAUACGACGUUUCUGGAAGACCGCGUUUUACGGCAACGCAGCAGGCGCUGGCCUUUGUCGGGGUCGUCGGUGGAUUCUUUGGGCUGUACUACCUGCUGGAUGACUACAAGAUGUUCAGACCUGUGUUGGCGAAGCAGCUACCGGCCCCGGGAGUGGUCCACUACACAUUCGAGCCAGCUGAGUGACUGCAGGCGACCUCGUAGAUCUGCCGGUGCAGUUUCUGGGAGUUAGCUGUGGCAGAUGUGUGGACUGAUACUUUUUCUGUAUAGGGUAGCUGUAGUGAAACAUGUCAGGUCGGUUACAUUUGCACUGUUAAAUAUAUUGCCCCCUUAACUGUGACGGAUCCAUCUGGUUUAUUCUCCGGCCACAGCAAGGUGAUUCCUGCCACAGCCACCUCUGUCACUUGUGAAUAAGUAUGAAAUACAGUGACACUCAGUAAAUGAUAUCUUGAUUGUGAACAGUUUACAUGAUUUCAGCUGGUGCACAGACUACCUGUUAUGUAAAUAAUGUUUCACAAUGGAAAAAAGUUCUGUACUGUGUGUUUAUUCGAGGUGGAUCAAAAGAGUUGUAAAUGAUAUUGUAAAACAAAUUAAACUAGAAGCUUCUGUUUGACAUCAA
Molecule: messenger RNA, 1027 nt
Organism: Schistocerca cancellata (South American locust)
Lineage: Eukaryota; Metazoa; Arthropoda; Insecta; Orthoptera; Acrididae
Gene: ND-ASHI
Product: NADH dehydrogenase [ubiquinone] 1 beta subcomplex subunit 8, mitochondrial
Exons: 4
Coding region: 73-594 (173 amino acids)
Cellular component (GO): mitochondrion
Source: RefSeq, a predicted model, not a curated record